AUGAAUCAACUUUACUGGAAACGUCUUUGGAGUAAUUGCGGCCGGCAAGCUCCGAAGGAUGCUAGCAGUUUCUAUAAUUAUAACGUAUUCCGGCCGUACCGACGCCCGUGCUCCUCCACCUUCCAGUGUUUGAUCGUCGUUACAAUUUUCACAAUUCUUGUCGGCGGUGUCAUCGGCGUACUGGUGCUUCUAUGGCAUCGUUCGCCAAAGUUCGAAAUCAUCUCAGUUUCUGUUUCUCCGUUCGACAUGGUAGGCUCUAACUUAACGGCAACUUGGAAUAUAACUUUUGAUGUCAAGAACCCUAAUCAGGGGAGGCUUAGUUACGAAGACGUCGAGGUUUCCGUCUACAGCGGAAACACAAACACGCUGUUAGUGUCGGCAAACCAGAGCGGUUUUGAUCAGCCAAAGAAGUCUCAUGUGAAGUACGAAGCGAUUAUAUCGACAUGGCGUCUGCCGAUUGCGAACGAGACCGUGAGUAAUCCCUUGAUCGAAGAUCGGGUGCAUGGAGUCGCGGCGUUCAGCUUCCAGGUGCAUGCAAAGUAUAUUUACGUACCUGUGCGGCCGGUCUCAAGCAGACGUCACAUCACUGUCGACUGCAACAAUGUCAAGAUUGAAGUUGGUGCCAAUAAUUCCUUCAAUGUCAUUAGGGGACGCUUCAAAAGGUGCGAGAUUAUCUCCUUUCUCUCCUGCAACAAGAAGCAAUUGUCGGAAAAAUCUGGGAUUCGUAAAUUUUCCUUUCAUCCACCGAAGGGUGCACGAAUUUUGUUCCCGCGGAAAUCAAACUCUGUGCGGUUCUCCCUUCACUUGCCGUGCUGCUCUGGCUCCCCACUUGAACUACAACGGCCCAUUUCAUCCUCCGAGGAGUUAAUUGAGCGAUUGUUGGCUCGCAAAGACCUGACUGAAGAGGAGGCUGAGGCUUCACUUAACUUGUUGCUGAAUAAUGGCAGUGAUGCUUUGAUCAGUGCUUUUCUUGUCCUCUUAAGAGCCAAAGGCGAAACCUUCGAAGAAAUUGCAGGAUUUGCAAGAGCUAUGAUCAAAUGCUGCAAAAAAGUGGAGAGUUUAGAGAAUUCAGUGGACAUAGUUGGAACAGGAGGUGAUGGGGCUAACACGGUAAAUAUUUCAACCGGGGCCGCGAUUCUUGCUGCUGCUUGUGGUGCUAAAGUUGCUAAGCAAGGUAAUCGAUCAAGUUCUUCUGCUUGUGGAAGUGCUGAUGUUUUGGAAGCCUUAGGUGUGGCCAUUGACUUGGGACCUGAGGGGGUGAAAAAAUGCGUGGAAGAAGUUGGCAUUGGUUUCAUGAUGUCUCCUAACUAUCAUCCAGCAAUGAAGAUUGUUGCACCUGUGAGGAAAAAGCUCAAAGUGAAGACUGUAUUUAAUACCCUCGGUCCAUUGUUGAAUCCAGCACAACUACCUUUUGCUGUGGUGGGAGUGUACAAGGAAGAUAUGGUUAAAAAGAUGGCCAAUGCCCUGCAAAGAUAUGGCCUCAAAAGAGCACUAGUUGUUCACUCUGAAGGCUUGGAUGAAAUGAGUCCACUAGGACCUGGACUGAUGUAUGAUGUUACACAUGAAAAGAUCGAGAAGUUCUCUUUUGAUCCAUUGGAAUUUGGUAUACCUCGCUGCACGGUGGAAAAUCUACGAGGGGGAAGCCCCCAGUAUAAUGCUACUGUACUGAGGCGAGUGCUAUCUGGUGAAGCGGGCCCUGUUGCAGAUGCAUUCGUCCUGAAUGCAGCAGCGGCAUUAUUGGUCAGUGGACACGUUAGUAACUUUGGCGAUGGCGUAGCUUUAGCCCGCAAAAAACAUCAUUCAGGGGAAGCACUAUGUACUCUCAACUGCUGGAUUAACUUGUCAACCAAUUUCAAAGAACCAAACAGUUUUGUUGCCUAUUAGGCAUGCUGAAAGUCAAAUUGUGCUUUUCAUGUGCAAUUGUCUACGACUCUCACGGUCAUAGCAGUAAAAUACUACCAUUCCUGAGCUUGAAGAAGAGAAGUGGAUAUCUGACGGCUUCCCUGCGCAACAGGUGCCUGGUAGAGCUUAUGCAAUAGAGCUUAUUAGAAAAAGGUCCAGAGCUCAUAAAGAUGCAUCUGCUGACCAUGUUACACCACUAAAACUUUUACAGUUGGUAUUCUUGUGAAUUUGGUUAAGUCCAAGCUCAAGCUCAAGCUAAAUUGGUGUCCUUGGCGAAUUUGAUAAUUUUGAUUAACUGCGAGUGAUGGAGACGAGUUCUGACUUUGGAGAAUUUGAGCCAGACUGAGACGUUCUUCAGCAAAAGAUGGUCAGACUAGUUUAUUUUGUUGACUUCCGCAAUAAUAAUAUAGUACAGGAAUCCAGCGAAGCUUCUAUUCAUAAUUUAUUCUCAAACAGAAAAAUGAAACGAAACACUAACAAACAUUGCUUUAUUUAUAUAAUAGCUUCAGAAACAUGCAUAAUUCAUCCAACGUAUGCUUGAAGGUCUUCUAAGCAGACACACUAGCAACAGCUCCGGCUUCAGUUAGCAAA
Molecule: messenger RNA, 2493 nt
Organism: Coffea eugenioides
Lineage: Eukaryota; Viridiplantae; Streptophyta; Magnoliopsida; Gentianales; Rubiaceae
Product: anthranilate phosphoribosyltransferase, chloroplastic-like
Exons: 11
Coding region: 1-1884 (627 amino acids)
Biological process (GO): L-tryptophan biosynthetic process
Cellular component (GO): cytosol
Molecular function (GO): anthranilate phosphoribosyltransferase activity
Source: RefSeq, a predicted model, not a curated record